AUGACCUCGUUUCGGCGGUUUCAUCUCGAUGUCUGGGCCAUUCUAACCAUGAUCCUUCAGAUCAUAUUCUACGGCGUAUCUUUCACUGGUUAUAGUACGCCUUAUUUGGCUGUAACCGUUGCUCGAGUUCUUCCCCCACAUUGUUGGAUAUGGACACUACUAACAUUCAGCUUUUACAACACUCGUAUUCUUCAUGUCUUCCUUGAUAUGACUACCGUCUAUCUUGUCGAUGUAGUAAUGUUCCCCUCAUGGAAAAUGGCCGAGGUAGUUCGUUGUUGUGCUAUAUCGCAACUCGUCUCAACAGGUCUAGCUGUUUGCACGCUCUUCAUCGGCUAUGCAUGCACAUUUGAUACUAACCUCCUAUGGAAAACACCUAUUUGCGGUUUGAGUCCCCUCCUCGGUGCUGCAUUAGUUGUUGCUCGCCAACUAACUCCUAAUAAUGUUCUUGCAAACCUUCCACUUGGAAAGUUUCGCACCAAGCACAUCGCGUUUACCAUAUUCUUCUGUUUCCUUCUCUUCGCUAUCCUCCGCAUUAUCGAUUAUAUUCACUUCCUCUUAUUAUCCUUUGGAGCAUUUGUCACUUGGGUGUAUCUUCGGUUCUUCCAAAGACACAGCAAUGGUGACAUUGGUGACACAACAGAUGCCUUUAAGUUUUCGGGAUUCUUUCCCAAUCAUCUAGAGCCACCGGUAUCAAUUGCUUCGAAUGCUAUCUACAAUCUGCUUGUCAAGUUGCAUCUUUGUCGCUCCCAAAUGGUUUUCGACUUAGAGUACUCAGAGCCCCCGUUCACCGUCCGAGUAGUUGCCAAUGAUGGCGUUGAAAAACUCGAAUCUUCCCAAGUAAAACAAAAUACAAAUUCAGAAACAUAUCUACCAAAAGAAGUCUCAGUGCAACCUUCGUCAGCUGAUGUUGACUUGCCUUCCAAAUCGUCCUAA
Messenger RNA from Echinococcus granulosus, 933 nucleotides. RefSeq names its product Transmembrane protein. Gene Ontology annotation, cellular component: membrane; Golgi apparatus. Gene Ontology annotation, biological process: retrograde vesicle-mediated transport, Golgi to endoplasmic reticulum. The transcript has 3 exons. The coding region runs from base 1 to 933 and encodes 310 amino acids. The record is from RefSeq and is a predicted model, not a curated record. NCBI's taxonomy places the organism in Eukaryota, Metazoa, Platyhelminthes, Cestoda, Cyclophyllidea, Taeniidae.